AUGACCGGUAUCGGAAUUGAUCUGGGCACGACCUACUCUUGCGUCGGCGUCUUCCAGCACGGAAAAGUGGAGAUCAUCGCCAACGACCAGGACAAUCGAACCACCCCCUCCUAUGUUGCUUUCACCGACACCGAGCGACUGAUUGGCGAUGCCGCCAAGAACCAGAUGGCACUGAACCCGACGAACACCGUCUUUGAUGCGAAGCGACUCAUUGGUCGCGAGUGGACUGACAAAAAUGUCCAACAUGAUCUCAAGUUCUUCCCCUUUAAGAUGAUUGAAAAGAACUCAAAACCGCAUAUCAAAGUAAAGACGAGCACCGGUGAUGAGGUGUUUGCCCCCGAGGAGAUCAGUGCAAUGGUACUGCUGAAGAUGAAGGAGACCGCCGAGGCGUACCUGGGCCAGAAGGUCACUCACGUCGUGGUCACUGUUCCUACAUACUUCAACGNGGUCACCCACGCCGUGGUCACAGUCCCUGCAUAUUUUAACGAUGCCCAACGUCAAGCGACAAAGGACGCCGGAGCCAUCGCCGGUCUGAAUGUGAUGCGAAUCAUCAACGAGCCCACUGCCGCAGCCAUUGCCUACGGUCUGGACAAAUCCCCCAACGGGGAGAAGGUGCUCAUCUUCGACAUGGGCAGUCACACAGUCAAUGUCUCUCUGCUGGCCAUCAACAACGGCGUCUUUGAGGAGAUGGCCACUAACAGUGACACUCACAUUGGCGGAAAGGACUUUGACCAGAACGUGAUGGAGCACUUCAUUAAGCUGUACAAGGAGAAGACUGGCAAGGACAUUCGCAGCGAUAACCGAGUUGUGCAGAAGCUCCACCAAGAG
Molecule: messenger RNA, 828 nt
Organism: Rhagoletis zephyria (snowberry fruit fly)
Lineage: Eukaryota; Metazoa; Arthropoda; Insecta; Diptera; Tephritidae
Product: heat shock 70 kDa protein cognate 3-like
Molecular function (GO): ATP-dependent protein folding chaperone; ATP binding
Source: RefSeq, a predicted model, not a curated record